Plasmodium gallinaceum is the source of this 498-nucleotide messenger RNA. RefSeq names its product conserved Plasmodium membrane protein, unknown function. Lineage: Eukaryota; Apicomplexa; Aconoidasida; Haemosporida; Plasmodiidae. The record is from RefSeq and is a predicted model, not a curated record. The transcript has a single exon. Bases 1 to 498 code for a protein of 165 amino acids.
AUGGAAACGAAUUGUAUCCAGGAUGAGGAUUUAUAUACAAUUUCAAAGAAAAAAGCCAUGAUAUUUUUUAUAAUAUCAUUAUUUUUAGCUUUUUUUAAAGUAGUAUUGUUUAUAUUUGAUACUUUAGCAUUUUGUAUUUUAAUUAUUUUUAUUUUACUUUCCAUGUUUCUUGGAUAUUCAGGCUUAAUUUCAAGGAACCCAUCUUUGGUGUGUGCUAAAGCAUACGUAGGCGUAGUUUUCUUUUGUAUUAUGCUGGACUUUUUAAUUUCUUUUCUUUGUUGCUGUUAUAUAUAUAGGUUAGCAGUUGGAGAUUAUGAUUAUAUGCAUAUAACAAAAGUGGACUAUAUUUAUUCUUAUUUUAUUUUUAUUUCAGUUGUUGUGUUUUGUUUGCUUUCAACAAUAAUUAACAUUUUUUCAAUAUAUUAUACCAGAAAGUUUAAAAAAUUAAUUAUACCAUUUCAAAUGAGAAAUGAAAAAAAAGACGUUUGUCUUGUCUAA